Molecule: messenger RNA, 947 nt
Organism: Hypoxylon trugodes
Lineage: Eukaryota; Fungi; Ascomycota; Sordariomycetes; Xylariales; Hypoxylaceae
Exons: 4
Coding region: 225-458 (77 amino acids)
Biological process (GO): protein ubiquitination; modification-dependent protein catabolic process
Cellular component (GO): nucleus; cytoplasm
Molecular function (GO): protein tag activity; ubiquitin protein ligase binding
Source: RefSeq, a predicted model, not a curated record
AUCGACGAAACCCCACUAUACUUCCUUAACGCUAUACCUACAGUACCUAGGUACGCAUUCCGUAAUCUGUAAUCCCCUACACGCCAACAAUCACGAACAAAACCAAGCGACUUCUUCCAACACACCAUUUUUCCCUAGGCAUAUACAUAACCCUCUCUUCGCGAGAAUAGCCCCGCUAAACCUCUUCGCAACUCUUUGCACCAUCCCUCUACAAUACCGCCAAGAUGAUGAUCAAAGUGCGAACCCUAACGGGCAAGUUGAUCUCGCUCGACGUUGAGCCCACAUCCAAAAUCGAGGACGUCAAGAAGAAGGUUGAGGAAAAGGAAGGCAUCACACCCGACCAGCAACGACUUAUCUACGGUGGAAAGCAACUGCAAGACCAACUUACAAUGACGGACGCAGCUAUCGUUCCCGACGCGACCCUACAUCUAGUUUUGACCCUGCGAGGAGGCUGCUAGACGUUUCUCUACUCCAAUCCAGCCCCCGAACGAUUUCGAGUCACACCAACCGUAAUCGAUACACUAUGUUCCUUACUCGCUAGAUAAUUCGUCGCAACAGACCGCAACAAUGACAACAGGAAGACUUAGGGCGGUUUAGAACCAUGGCAUAGGUUUAAGUGGCUGCAUACUCCAAGCGUGAGAAAAGGAAUAGGAAGAGUGGUGACGUGAACUCGUUGAAUGCAUUCCACAUAAACCCUCUAUCGCAGAUUUUCUUACCGCGGGGGGAAUCAUAACCGUUCACUUUUCCUAGGUCUCUAGAUGUUGCAUUGCGGAAAUAUUAUUCAUACAUAGGCUACGACAAGCGGAACAUAGGACAAUGCUACCAAGUGUAUCCUCUCGGAUUUAAAUGAGUUAAAUAUGAGUUUCGCUACUUCGAGCAGGCCAAUGAUUUAUGAAUAUUCUAUAACCAAUAAUGAGUAUCAUUCACGUGUCAAGCAAAAGUAAGGA